Messenger RNA from Mytilinidion resinicola, 690 nucleotides. RefSeq lists its product as uncharacterized. The coding region runs from base 1 to 690 and encodes 229 amino acids. Gene Ontology annotation, cellular component: membrane. Lineage: Eukaryota; Fungi; Ascomycota; Dothideomycetes; Mytilinidiales; Mytilinidiaceae. The transcript is spliced from 3 exons. The record is from RefSeq and is a predicted model, not a curated record.
AUGUCUAUCUCUACUCAGAUGCAGAAUGUCAACGUUCGGCUUUGCGUUUACCUCCUACCUAUCCCAAUUGCUGUCUUCUAUUGUAUCUGCAUUCUUCCCUCAGAAAAGAUGACCUGUCAGUCCACCUCUGGCAAGAUGGUUGAUACUCUCCUCAAAUCCAUCGCCGAAAACUCUGACGCGAUCGUCGCGGACCCCAUGGGUCUGGUAUCUUUGGCCCUGAAUAUUCAAUCCAAGAUUAUCUUGUACCUCCUCGCGGCCGCCGGUGUUCUCUUCCUUAAUGGGAUGAUUCUGACGCUCUUAUUAAAGCGACAACUUAAGGCAUCAACAAAGGACAACGCGAUUGCACUGAAGCGGAAGAAGAUGUUGAGAAGCGCUUCCCUAACAACGAUCUGGAUAUCGGUUGGGCUUGUCCUAGCGUCUUCUAUUGCAAUCAGCCAGGCAACCGGAGCGAUGGCAUUCAUCACUCAACGAGAUACUGUCUCGACGAUUCGCAUUACUGCUGGAAAGACGCUGAGUGUUCUCCAGUGGUUGACCUUCUCAUUCUCCUUGAUCUUUGCUGUUGGUAUAUCAGCAAUAUUCCAGAAACAGGGCGGUGUGAUCGAAUCAGCUGGUUCAACCGGACCUCCCCGGCCCAUGGCCGCUGUGGGUGGUCCUCCACCCCCACCCCCACCUCCCUCAUACUUUGCCUAA